Messenger RNA from Xyrauchen texanus (razorback sucker), 4070 nucleotides. Its product is annotated as myb/SANT-like DNA-binding domain-containing protein. The coding region runs from base 2296 to 3372 and encodes 358 amino acids. The record is from RefSeq and is a predicted model, not a curated record. The transcript is spliced from 4 exons. Lineage: Eukaryota; Metazoa; Chordata; Actinopteri; Cypriniformes; Catostomidae.
GAUUAUUAUCAAAAUAUUGCAAUAUUGCAAAAAUAGGUAUCAUUAUAAAGCUGGGAAGCUCUAUGUUACAAUUCAUGUAGGCAUUAUUUGAAAUUUGCAGAUAAAUCAGAAGUGUUAUGUUUUGAUAAUUUAUUAAUAAUUCUGCACUGCACAUUUAAUUGUAAUCGAUAAAAACAUCAAACUGAUCAAAUAGCCAUGUGGCAUAUGUCAUUUGAAAGUUCUCAAAGAUUACAAUAAAUCCAGCCUAUUUGUUUUUCUCACAGACAAAGAUUUAGCGAGUAAUAGCUAAGUAUAUCUCUUUGACAUACUGUACAUGUUACAUGUAAACAGGUGUUACUUAAAAUAAACGGAACAUAAAUUGUCACAUACUAUUAUUUAUAGGAUGCGAUUCCUGUUAAAACGAGCACACUUUCAGCAUAAUCGGAUGCAUUGUGCGUUGUGUAGAUUAUCUAAUAAUCAACACAACGCACAAUGUGCACUCAACACAUAAUGUGCUAUCUAGCUAAACACACAUUAGGUUUCCUGGAUCAAAUGACUUCAUCGGAAAUGGUGUAGUAUGUUGUCCAGCGUCAGAAAUGUUUGAAAUGAUUUCAUCUUUAAAUUAUAAAAGUAAAAAAUAGAGCUUGUACUCAAAUAGGAAAAAGAUCUUAUUUAUUUAUUAAGAGGAACCAACAGAGAAAAAAUAUUACAACUGUAAUAACAUACCAUGUUUUUAUAUAAUAAUUAAAAAAACAGCAGCAGCAACAUCAAUAAUAAUAGUCCAAAUGUAUUCAUUAUUAAUUUUUUAAAUGGAGAACAUAAAUAAAUGUCAUUGGAGUCUACCAACUUUGCAUAAAUGUAAUCUUUCAUUUUAAACUACAGUAUUAAAAGGUUUAGGUGUUGUUUAUUAGGCUAAAUGCAAAUAGUCCACCGUGAAUGGCAUCAGAAUUAUUAUAAAUGCCUUUGAUCUAAAUUAUAGCAGCUGCAUAAUGAAAUACCUGCUGAAAGAGCACUAUUUUUUUUGUGUUUUACAGUGAGCAAAAUAUCAGCAAAUGACACCCACUUCUUAACACUCAUUGUCACCCAACACAAAUACAUUUUGGACACACACAAUUGCCCCAUUAAUUUCUAUACAUUUACGCAAAAAUAAUACUCUAAUGGUGUCGUGGAUAUAAGAAAUAGAUUUUCACAUUGCAGUAAUUACAUAGAUGAUGAUUCGUAGCUAAAUAAAGUUAAAUAGUAAAUGAGUGAGCCUGCUCGUUCGGCUCUGCUCACCAAAAAGAGCCGGCUCUUUUGGCCGCCCAAACGGCUCUUUAAAAAAAUAUUUCGUAUUUUUCAAGUCAAACAGUUUGCGAUAGUUUGAUUAUAAUUGGUGUUAAAACAAUUCUAAAUAAAUAUGUAUUAUUAUAUAUAUAUAUUAUAUAUAAUUAUAUCAAAUGAAAUCAUACUCUACCUUAACCACAAUGUAUUUAAAAAUGCACUGGUUUGUUAUAAAAAACAAUGCUAUUAAACAUUUGCAUUUAAAGUAUAACUUUUUAUUGUGUAUAAACAAAGUGCAUAUAAAUCUAACCAUUCAAAACAAAUACAGUCUGAACAGCAUUCAAAGAAAAAUAAAUAUCAAGUUGCAAAACGUCAGCAUCACACAAAUUGAAAUAAAUGUAAAAAUGAAGGAUGCUAUUAUUUGAGCUGGCUUCCAACGUUCACCUACAAGAGCCGACUCAUUCGCGGAUUGGGCAUUCUGUCAGAACAGACUAACUAGCACAGACUUUACAGACUAAUAAGCACAGGCAACUGAGAAUUAAAUGAAACCAUUUUUUUUCCCAAUAUGCACACAUCUAUGGCUCUUUCAUUUGAUUAAUGUAAAGUAAUGUUGUGUCUUUGGCAGUUUGCUGGUUUUGUCUUUCACUACGUGAGUUUGUCUGUGUUUCUUAUAGUAUUAACCCUAAACUACACAUCAAGAAUUUAUGUUACACAUCUCACUUGAGCAUGAAUGAAUGAAGCUUUGAAUAAAGUUUAUUAAUUCAUACAACACAUUGCAAAAGCACAGGCAGUGCUGCAAUGGCGGUCUUGUUUGCAAUUUCUGAAACACCCACCAGAUGCCGCCAUUCACCGGUGAUCCAAUAUUAUAAAAAUGAAAUAUACUUGAAUAUAGUAAAAAGCAUUCGAUCUCUAGUGUUAGGAUUCAGAAUGCUGCAACCAGAGGUGGAAGUCAUCCAAAUAUGGUCAGAGAGGAUUGUGCACUCUAAUAACAUGUGGUUACCAGAAGAUGGGGCCAAGUAUAUGACACAGAAUAAAUGAUGGCUCAAAUGACACAGAAUGGAACUGAAUAGCCGCGUUCCACUAUUGGGCCAAAUUAGGUCAUGCUUGUGCAUGCCUGGGCCAGUUGUGUUCCCAAUGUCACUAUGCUUCAUCGUGCAUCCUCUGGGCUUUCACGGGGCCAAUGGGCCAACAAGGGGUUCAAGCAGGGUCAAUGUCAAUAGACCAGAGUCAGGUCAGAGGGCCAGCACCAAGAUACUAAUUUCUCAAAUCUUUCAUAUAGCUACCGGCUUACCAAAAACAGAUCAACAGAGAAUGGAAAAUCGUCAGUACUGGUCAGUAGAUGAAAUCAGCGCUCUUCUGAACAUUUGGGCUGAUGAAAAUGUGCAACGUCAGAUUGACGGCGUCUGCAGAAAUGAAGAAGUUAUUAAGUAUAUUGUUGCCGAACUUUCCAAGUUGUGUAUCAAGCGCACAACAGUACAGGUUCGGGAAAAAUUAAAGAAAUUGCGGGCACAGUACAAAUCCGUGAAGACGCACAAUGGACAAAGUGGUGCCCAAAGGAAGAAUUUUCCAUGGUUCAAAAUCAUGGACGGUGUGCUGGGACAUCGUCACGCUGUUAGUGAAGAGACCACUCAUGACACUAUUGCCGUUACGGUCGAUGAUUCAUCAUCUCCGAGUGCUUCCCUGGAGUCAGAAGAAGGAGAUGAGGGACCAUGUACAGCUCCACUGAGAACAUCUACACUUACACACAUACCUACAGUUAUAAAGAUUGCAGAAAAUAGUGAUCAAAUGUCUUUUCAAUCUACACUUGAGAGACCUGCCACUCCACAAUGCCUAAUCAGAGGGGGUUCACAUCUUAUAACGCAAAGGACCAGACCAGAGAACCGCAAACGCAGAGCUUCCAGUUUGGCGACCAGUGAGUUUUUGCAGUGCAUGAGGGAGAUGACACAGCAACAGAUGAAACAAGAGCGGGAGUUGAGGCGUGAGGAGAUGAAUAGAGAGAUGGAGAUGAGGCAAAAGGAGAUGGAACAUGAGGCAAGACUUAGGCGAGAGGAGAUGGCACGUAGAGAGAAGGAAACGGAGACAUUUGCCUCUGUUUUCAAAAAUUUGGCUUCAGCUCUUCUCCCUAGGACAUAGACAUUAUGGCAAAUAGACUUUUCUUUUAUGCUUUGAUAGGCAUUUCAUGUAAAUAUUUUUCUUACAGCACCGGUUUUGUGUGAUGGGCAUAUGCCAUAAAUAUUUGUCUGAAGAGCAACUUUUAAACCCAUUGACAAUUUUUAUAUGUAAAUAAAGUCCUAUUCUGCUAUCACAUUUGAGGCUAUUGGUUAGUUACUAUUUGUAUUUACUAUACAGAUUCAGGUAACUUUAUUAGCAUGGUAAAAAUAAGCUUUACAUUGUCAAAGCACUGGUAACAUAAAAUGUAUAAACAGAUAUACAUAUAUGUUUAUAUGCCAUUAAAAAGAAUAAAAGUAAUAAUAAUAAUAAUAAUCUAAGUAAAAGUUAGUUUGAGUAGUUUAUUUUUUUAUUUUAAUUUGUUAGAUAGUCUGAUGUUCUAAUGUGGCAAGCACUCUUAACUGUGUUGAAAACGCAGUUUCAAUAUGAUAAAUACUUUUUAUUGAGGGGCACAUUUUCUAAACGGUUGUUUGAUGAGCAACUUUUGUUUUCUGUAAUGUCCACUUAUGUGAAUUUUUUGAGAUAUAAAUAAUGUCCUAGUCUGAUAUCAAAAUAGAGGCUAUUGGGCGGUUGAGAAAGUCAACAUCUGUAUAUACUUACACUGGAGUCUGAUAUAGUGUAAUGUCAUACUAAGUAGGUGAAAGAACACAGCACUGUGUGAA